Molecule: messenger RNA, 439 nt
Organism: Ochotona curzoniae (black-lipped pika)
Lineage: Eukaryota; Metazoa; Chordata; Mammalia; Lagomorpha; Ochotonidae
Product: DLA class I histocompatibility antigen, A9/A9 alpha chain-like
Exons: 2
Coding region: 117-422 (101 amino acids)
Biological process (GO): antigen processing and presentation of endogenous peptide antigen via MHC class I via ER pathway, TAP-independent; antigen processing and presentation of endogenous peptide antigen via MHC class Ib; immune response
Cellular component (GO): external side of plasma membrane
Molecular function (GO): peptide antigen binding; signaling receptor binding
Source: RefSeq, a predicted model, not a curated record
CUGACCUUCAUCAUUUAUCAUACCCUUAUGGGAUCAGGACUGGGUGUAUUUUUCCACGGAGAAGGGUGGGGCUGACCACAUUGCCCUGUGGGUUCAGGCUCUUACAUUUUCAGGCGAUGUUCGGCUGCGAGGUCAGGGCAGACAGGCACCUCCUCCGCAUAUAUAGUCAGCAUUCCUACAAUGGGACCGACUGCUUCACCCUGAACGAGAAUACACUCACGUGGACCAUGGUGGACACCAUGACUCACAUCUCACGGCCCAAGUGGGAUGCACAGCAGUGCACCUUCUACCUGAACAACGAAUGUGUGGAGUGGCUGCGCAGAUUCCUGGAGAUGGGGAAGGAGGAGCUGCAGCGCACAGACCCACCCACAGCACAAUUGAGCUAUCACCAAGUCUCUGACCAGAAGGUCACCCUGAGGUGAUGGGUCCUCGGCUUCUA